This is a messenger RNA of Talpa occidentalis (Iberian mole), 630 nucleotides long. It is a transcript of the gene TUSC1, whose product is annotated as tumor suppressor candidate 1. Lineage: Eukaryota; Metazoa; Chordata; Mammalia; Eulipotyphla; Talpidae. The coding region runs from base 1 to 630 and encodes 209 amino acids. The record is from RefSeq and is a predicted model, not a curated record. The transcript has a single exon.
AUGUGGCGCAUGCGUGGUGGCGCCGGCCGGCGCGGGAGCUGCUGCGGCGGCGGCGGGGCCGGCGGCGGGGCCGGCCGCGGGCAGGGCCGCCGAGGCGGGGUUCGCGGGGGCGGCGGCGGCGGCGUGGGCUGGCGAGGCCGCGCGGGCGGCGCCCGGCAGCAGCUGGAGGAGCGGUUCGCCGACCUGGCCGCGAGCCACCUGGAGGCCCUGCGCGCGCGGGACGAGCGCGACCGGCAGAACGCGCGGCUGCGCGAGGAGAACGCCCGGCUGCGCCUGGAGAACCGGCGGCUGAAGCGCGAGAACCGCAGCCUCUUCCGGCAGGCCCUGCGGCUCCCCGGCGAGGGCGGCGACGGGCGGCCCGCGGACGCGCCGAGGGCGGCCCCGGGCCCCGAGGAGGCCGGCACGAACCGGAGGGUGAGAGGCGGCGACCCCGAGGACGAGCCGGGCAGCCCCCGGGCCUUGCGGGCCCGGCUGGAGAAGCUGGAGGUCAUGUACCGCAGGGCCCUGCUGCAGCUGCACCUCGAGCAGCGCGGGCCGCACGCGCGCGCGGACAAGGCGGAAGCGCCUCCGGGCGAGCCUCAUCCGGGCCUCCCCGCCCGGGCCCCGGAGCCCCCCGAGCCGGGGCCGUAG